AUGGAUGCCGAACAAGAUCAAAAAGCAAAGAAGCCUGCAGCGAAGAAGAGAACCAAAACAGGCUGCCUCACUUGCCGGAAGAGGCGCAUUAAAUGUGACGAAACUAAACCGAGAUGCAAAAACUGCAUCAAGUCUAAGCGUCCAUGUGAAGGAUAUACCCAGCGGGUUGUGUUCAAGGAUCCGGCAAACUUGUCCCAUCAUGGCCACUUUGGCUCGGCGGUAUAUCCGCCAGGCUCUCGACAUCACGGCUCCUCCUUGGGACCGCAUUCUUCAAGCCAUGUUUCGGCACAAGCUUCGCUCCAGCCGAUUGCCCCCAGGCCAACUCCUUUUCUUUCGACCCAUAGGCACCCAAUCACUUUUGCACUACGACACGCACAGGCUCUUCCAAAUACCGAACAAGGUCCUCUGACGGGCCAUGAUACGCUACCAAUGCCGAACCCUCUUCUAGGAUCCGAGCUCUCGGUCAGUCAAAACUGCCAGUCUGUUUCAUCAUAUGGCGCCCAAGGCCGUACCACUCGAGAUCGUUUCCAAAGCGAAAUGCAGAUCGAGCUAGUCUCGCAAGAUAGUUUACCUUCGCGAGAUUUAAACCAGCAGAACAACAUGUCACGGUACGACCAAGCAGCGUUCGAAGAUGAAAUAUCUCUGGACGAAUCGGAUGACGAGCCACCAGAUCCACAAUCUCUCGCCGUACGAGGCUAUAGAGAUGUGUUGAAGCCAUACUCUACAGGAGGAACUGAAGUUAGAACAUUCUCCGCGUUUGCGCAGAACUAUGCACUUUCCGAGUAUAUGGACUAUGCGCAUUCCUCUGAAUUGCGGCGGCAUGAUAUGCAGACGAUCUUCAUGCACUUUGUUAGUGUAACCGGUCCAACCAUGUCAUUGUACGAGAGAGAUCCCGCGUCCCUCGCCUCGGGAGCUCGUUUCGACGGUGAUGCUACAUUAGAUAACAACUUGUGGAGCUACACUUUCCCACUACUCUCUUUCAACCAUCCCGGUCUCUUCCACGCCAUCAUGGCAACCGCAAGCUUGCAAAUUGCAACACUACAAAACACUCCUGCCACGGCCGCCUUGCGGCAUUAUCAUUGUUCGAUUCGCCGAAAUGCACGAAAUGUGAGCACCCCGGUGAGGAACACGAAGCCCACGACUGUUGCCACGACCCUUUUGCUAGCCUACUUCGAAGUCUGGUCGUCUGAUCACACCAAAUGGUGCAAUCAUCUGCUCGGGGGACGGCUCUUAUUUAAGCAAAUACCUCUCAGGAAAAUGUCCCGAGUCUGUCUCCCAGUCAAACGAAUGAGACAUUUUCAAAGCCCGCUGUCAGCUGGAUAUUGCGUUGGACCGAGAAGAGAACCCGUCGAUUUAGAUUACGGUCUCCUGAGUACGAUAACAGGAAGACGGGUCUCUGCCGAGGACUACGGGCUGCAAGAUGGCCAGUUGCUCGAUGAAGAGUGUCUUUGGACAACUGAAAAAGACAUAGAGAAUUACGAUAUUUUACGAGACUUGUUCUGGUGGUAUGCUAAAAUGGAUGUCUAUCAAAGUAUGCUCGGAGGGACCAAGCUCUUCAUGGCAUAUGAAGAAUGGACACAAUGUCCUCCAAGAGCGCCGCUCUCCAGCAUUAGCGCCAUUUAUGGAACUUACGAUCAUCUGAUUCUGCUGCUGGGCCGGCUGGCCAGUUUCACAUCAAAGGAUUUGUCCAGGAAGAGAAGGGCAUUCCGAGCAAAAGGCGGAUCCUUUAGAGGAGCAUCUUCCCCGUCUCAGUUCCCGGGCAUCGUACCUACUCAUGGGAAGUUUCAUGCGCCGAUGGGGUUUACCGCCUCGUCGACGUAUUCUGAUGAAUCGGAUUCGCCAGGAGACUCGACAACACCCGAGAGUGACGAGUCAGCGGAGCAAGAAUGGGAAAGCAUUCGCCAAGCCUUUGAAACAUUCGAGAAACAUUUAGACGCACGGUUCAAAGCAUUGAACAGCGAAUACGCCGACAGAAAAGAAACGCCCUUUGGUACCGCCCUACAGUACCGCACUUAUUCGGUUGCUGGCAUCUGGAUGAAUUAUUACAUGGGGCUCAUCCACUUGUACAGGAGUCGUCCUAACAUGCCCCCCGCAGCCAUGCAGGCCGCGGGCAUGGCUGCUCCGUCCACUGCGGGCUAUGCCAUUCAAAUUGGACGGAUUGCGGCCGGCCUUACAGAUGACUGUUCUCAAAAGAGAGAGAUUAGCACUACGCUUGCAGCGGCUCUGAUUGAGAGUUCAUUCUGUCUCUUUGUGGCCGCAGUCCAGCUUCAGGAAAAUAGCCAGCGUUGUUGGGUUAUUCAACGAGUCUAUGACAUUGCCAGGUUGACGGGAUGGCAGACGGCACGGAAAAUUGCCAUUGGAUGUGAGACGGCCUGGAUCAAGGUUUCACAACUGGGCCUUGGCCCCCAGUACAAAAGACCAAAGCAUCUAGACGACGUUCCCAUGUCUGUGUGGAUGAACCCACGGAAACUAGACCAAAGGAUCCGGGACCUGGAGAAGACGGAGGAGUCAAGGUUAGUCCUACGUCAGUCCGAACAAACGAACCUUGCUUUGGGCCUACUUGGCGUCGAAACAGACUUGGAGGUGCUGGAUCUUCAAGAAGAUCGUUAG
Ustilaginoidea virens is the source of this 2610-nucleotide messenger RNA. RefSeq lists its product as uncharacterized. The coding region runs from base 1 to 2610 and encodes 869 amino acids. Gene Ontology annotation, biological process: positive regulation of transcription by RNA polymerase II. Gene Ontology annotation, molecular function: transcription cis-regulatory region binding; zinc ion binding; DNA-binding transcription factor activity, RNA polymerase II-specific. Lineage: Eukaryota; Fungi; Ascomycota; Sordariomycetes; Hypocreales; Clavicipitaceae. The record is from RefSeq and is a predicted model, not a curated record. Gene Ontology annotation, cellular component: nucleus. The transcript has 6 exons.